CUUAACACAACUCAGCCAUUGAAAAGCCAAGAAAAUGUCCAACUUCAAGAAGUUCUGCCUGUGCCUUGCGAUCCCUCUGAUGUGGACUUUUGUAGCAGCCAACACGCCUUUUAGACAAUGUGCCGACAGCAGUUAUAACCAGCCACUGAUGGUGCAGAUCGAUCAAUGUGACACCUUGCCCUGCGAUUUGUGGAAAGGAACUGAGGCCAAGAUCGACAUCCAGUUUGUUGCCACUCGCAAUUCGAUGAAGAAGUUGACGGCGGAAGUGCACCUGACCUCGUUGGGGGUGACGAUACCCUAUGACCUGGAGGCUGCCCGCGGCAAUGUGUGCGGCAACCUCCUGCACGGCGCCUACUGUCCUUUGGACGCUGGCGAAGAUGUGACCUACCACCUGCUCCUGCCGGUGACCACCAACCAGCCGGAGGUGCCCACUCGCCUCGAGGUGCGACUGCUGGACUCCGAGGACGGGGAUCGGGUGGUGUCCUGCUUCCUGGCCGACACCCGUGUCAAGAAGCCCAGUUCGGGAGCUUAG
Molecule: messenger RNA, 532 nt
Organism: Drosophila rhopaloa
Lineage: Eukaryota; Metazoa; Arthropoda; Insecta; Diptera; Drosophilidae
Gene: Npc2c
Exons: 3
Coding region: 35-532 (165 amino acids)
Biological process (GO): intracellular cholesterol transport
Molecular function (GO): sterol binding
Source: RefSeq, a predicted model, not a curated record